AUGUCAAGCGAAGCCUCAGCUCUUUUUGUAUUGCUCAUUACUAUCGACAGAUUUGUAGCAAUCAAACAUCCCUUUUCUCCGAAUAAACGAGCAUGGGUCAUUGGAUCAUCUGUAUUCUCAUGGGCUCUUUCUAUUUCUAUUGCCUUAUUUCCUAUUUUGGCUAUGGAGUUGUCAAUCGUUGAAGAUUUUUAUGCUCAGUCUCCUAUAUGUAUAAGCUUACCUUUAUCUAUCCAUAGACAAAGUGGUUGGCAAUAUUCCAUGGUCAUUUUCGUUGGGUUGAAUUUCCUUAUUUUCGUUGGUAUCAGUAUUGGGCAGUUUCUGAUUGUCUUGGAAGUCAAUAAAUCUGGAAGAAAGAGUCAAGCCUCCAACCGUCGUCGAAGGGAAAUAGCACUAGCCAAGUCUGUUGUUGCCGUGGUCAUCACUGAUCUCCUGUGCUGGGUACCUGUGGGAAUUAUUGGUAUGCUGACGUUUUAUGGUAUUGAUGUUUCGCUGGAUGUCUACGCCUGGAUCAUAGUGCUGGUUUUGCCAGUGAAUUCUGCUCUUAACCCAAUACUCUAUACACUGUCGGCCCUCAUACGAGACAGAGGACGGCGGAAGGUAUUUGAGAACAAUAUGCAGAGAGAAAAGAAAAUGCUUGCCAACGAAAUUGAUCGUCUCAAACGGCGAAUAAAAUCUUUAACGGUAUUUUUCACAUAUUAA
Molecule: messenger RNA, 699 nt
Organism: Saccostrea echinata
Lineage: Eukaryota; Metazoa; Mollusca; Bivalvia; Ostreida; Ostreidae
Product: G-protein coupled receptor GRL101-like
Exons: 3
Coding region: 1-699 (232 amino acids)
Biological process (GO): G protein-coupled receptor signaling pathway
Cellular component (GO): membrane
Molecular function (GO): G protein-coupled receptor activity
Source: RefSeq, a predicted model, not a curated record